Molecule: messenger RNA, 606 nt
Organism: Thamnophis sirtalis
Lineage: Eukaryota; Metazoa; Chordata; Lepidosauria; Squamata; Natricidae
Source: RefSeq, a predicted model, not a curated record
CAAACCUGAAAGGCCUGAAGCAUCUGGACCUGAGCAGAUGCCCUCUCAUCGACGACUGGUGCCUGAAUCUGCUGCACCCCUUUGGUUCCACCCUGCAGACUUUGUCUUUGGCCGGCUGUCCCCGGAUCACGGAGAAAGGGCUGCCUUGCCUCCACCACUUUGAGAAUUUGGAACGCCUGGAUGUCUCCAGUCUCCCUUCUGUUUCUCACCCGCUGUUAAUUCGGAUUCUCCUGGAAGAAAUGCUGCCCCGGUGUUACAUUGUGGGGAUGGACGAUCAGGAUGACACGGACUCUCCCACCGAGCCGGAAAAAGAACGGAUUUCCCCCACGCUCAGCGGGGUCUCCACUUGAACCGGAAACCAAAACAGUUCUUUAAACCUUCGUGUCCCUGCUCCGCACCCCUUUGAUAAGACACCCACGGACACUGUUGUUUUAAAGCCGACAGUUGUUGACCAAGCUCGUUGUGGAUUUUAUGAGACACAGUCGGCACAACGGAUGUGGCCCCAGGCGGGGGAACCUCUAAAGCAGGGAGUCCCCAAACUUCACCACUUUUAAGACUUGUGGAGGAGAAUUCGGGGAGUUGAACACCACCAGUCUUUUUUUUUUU